Molecule: messenger RNA, 1422 nt
Organism: Lactuca sativa (garden lettuce)
Lineage: Eukaryota; Viridiplantae; Streptophyta; Magnoliopsida; Asterales; Asteraceae
Molecular function (GO): nucleic acid binding; zinc ion binding
Source: RefSeq, a predicted model, not a curated record
AUGUCGCAUAUCAAUGCAAGUGGCACUAGCGGGGCGAGUAGUGGUGCCAACCCUUCUAACCAUGGAGAUAGUCGGGGACACCCAGGGGAGUGUUCCUAUAAGGAGUUUACGAACGCCAAACCCAAGUCCUUCGAUGACACUGGAGGUGUUAUUGCAUUAACACGUUGGUUCGAGAAGACCGAAUCAAUAUUCAAAAUCUAUGCGUGCCCCGAAUCUAGCAAAGUGAAAUUUGCAGCAUGCACUUUCACAGACAGAGCCCUCACUUGGUGGAAUAACCAAGUCAAGUCAUUGACUCUCCCAAUUGCCAAUUCUAUGAGUUGGAAUGAUUUGAAGGAACUAAUGCAAGCAGAGUACUACCCAGGGGGCAAGAUGCAAAAACUAGAGCAGGAGCUCUGGAAUAUGAAGAUGAAGGAUUCUGAUAUCACUGCUUACACUGCCAGAUUCAGUGACCUGGCUCUUUUGUGUCCCGGGAUGGUCACCCCGGAGAGUAAGAAAGUGGAGAGUGCCAAACGUCUGGCUCAAACACUAGUGGAUCAUGGAGGUCAUCAAGACUCCACAACAACUAUUACUGGGCAGCCCAAAGAGAGUGGCAGUAAAAAGAAGUUCUGGAACAAAAGAAAGGGCCAAUCUUCGCAAGAGCCCUCAACGAAAGAACAAAUAGUAGUAGUACACGCUGCUAUCAUUCCUGCUGUUGUUCCUAAUGCUCCAACACCUCCCAGUCGUUACGUUGGUUACCUACCGAAGUGCGACAAAUGCAAUUUCCAUUAUCACAGACCUUGCCGUGAGAUGCAGUGUAACAAUUGCAACAAGAAGGGCACACAACCCGUUUGUAAGACGCUAAAACAACCAACCAACCAGACCCCUGGAGCUGGAGUAGGCCAAGCUUGCUAUGGGUGUAGUGAAACCGGGCACUACAAGAGGGAUUGCCUGAAAGCAAGGAACGGUGGAAAUACAGGAAGAGUACUAACAAUGGGCCAGGAGGAGGCAGUAGUGGAUCCCACCGUAGUUACGGGUACGCUCCUUCUCGAUAACUCUUAUGCAUGCAUAAUAUUUGAGAGUGGUGUGGAGAGGAAUUUCAUCAGCCAUAAAUUCAAACACCUUCUCAAACAAAAACCACAACCUCUAAAUGAAACCUUCACUGUCGAGAUGGAUAACGGGAAUAAAGAUAGCACUAAUAACAUAUUCCUAGGCUGUACCCUCACUCUAAAUGACUAUUCUAUCCCAAUCAACCUGAUGUCAGUCUCCAUAAAAAGCUUCAAUUUUAUCAUCAGCAUGGAUUGGUUAAAGCUACACCGUGCUGAUAUCCUUUGUUACAAAAAAGGCGUUUGUCUUAAUUUGCCAACUGGCGAAACCCUCGUUAUCUAUGGCGACAAACCCAGUACGAACCUUAGCAUCAUCUCUUGCAUCAAAGCCCAAAAAUAA